This is a messenger RNA of Eurypyga helias (sunbittern), 760 nucleotides long. It is a transcript of the gene ACAT1, whose product is annotated as acetyl-CoA acetyltransferase 1. Lineage: Eukaryota; Metazoa; Chordata; Aves; Eurypygiformes; Eurypygidae. The annotation marks the transcript as partial. The transcript has 6 exons. Gene Ontology annotation, biological process: fatty acid beta-oxidation. Gene Ontology annotation, molecular function: acetyl-CoA C-acetyltransferase activity. The record is from RefSeq and is a predicted model, not a curated record.
UUCACGUCCCCACAAGCACCAAACCUAACGUGCCUGGUUUUCCCCAAGGGCAACUGUGCCGAGAAUACCGCCAAGAAGUUCACUAUUUCACGAGAGGAGCAGGACACUUACGCCAUAGGCUCGUACACCAAGAGCAAAACAGCCUGGGAGGCGGGAAUACUGAAAAACGAGAUUGUUCCGGUCACUGUUUCAAAGAAAGGGAAGCCAGAUGUUGAAGUGGCGGAAGAUGAAGAAUACAAACGUGUUGAUUUUAGUAAAGUUCCAAAGCUGAAAGCCGUUUUCCAGAAAGAAAAUGGAACAGUUACAGCUGCUAAUGCCAGCACGCUGAAUGACGGCGCAGCUGCGGUGGUGCUGAUGACUGCGGAGGCAGCCAAGAGACUGAAAGUCAAACCCUUGGCACGGGUGGUAGCUUUCGCAGAUGCUGCUGUCGACCCCAUUGACUUCCCAAUCGCACCCGCACAUGCUGUUCCCAAGAUUCUAAGUCAGACAGGUAUGAAAAAAGAAGAUGUUGCCAUGUGGGAAAUCAAUGAAGCGUUCAGCGUUGUGGUGCUGGCCAAUAUCAAAAUGCUGGGUAUCGACCCCCAAAAAGUGAAUGUCAACGGAGGUGCUGUCUCUCUCGGACACCCCAUCGGAAUGUCCGGAGCAAGAAUUGUUGUUCACAUGGCCCACACACUGAAACAAGGACAGUACGGUCUUGCAGGAAUUUGCAAUGGAGGAGGAGGUGCUUCCGCCAUCCUGAUAGAGAAGUUGUAGGCGCAGA